GUGUCGCAGGCUUGAUUGGCCCUCUCUCACAAUGCCCGCCUCUUCUUCUUCUUCUUUCCGCUCCUCCUCCUCCUCCUCCUCCAGGGCUGAAUCUGGGGGGCUAAAGAAGGAGGUCAGGGAGAUGCUGCCCGUGAUUGUAUUCAAGGAAAGUUUUUCCGUCAAAGACACGCAAUGUUCAGUGUGCCUCGGGGAUUAUCAAGCAGAGGAACGGCUUCAACAGAUACCUGCUUGUGGACAUACAUUUCACAGGGAUUGCAUUGACAGCUGGUUAUCGACUCAUACUACGUGUCCGCUAUGCCGCCAAUCCCUCCUCGUGUCUGCUAAAGCAUCAAUUGAAGCACCUGAUAUCCAGUUAGCAAGCCAUGACAUAUCUUCUAAUAUUCCAGAUGGUGGUGAAUUGUCUCCUGAAAAUGGCUCCCGCCCCUGCGAAGACAGCGGCCAAGAUAAUGAUUCCUGCAAUACUGGUGAAAGAAUUCUGACAAGACGCAGUGAAGAAGAGGAAAGGGGCGUGCAUAACAUAGAUGAUGAUACAGAAAUGAUGAGGAGUAGUAGUGAACACUACUAGAAAGGCGAAUUGUGGGAUUGUGGAAGUCACAGAGUUGUUUCUGCUGAAGCAGUUCAGAUGUGUGGAUCCAGGGAUGAAGAGGCUAGUAGCUCUCCCUCCAGUCCAUACAGCGAGGCAGUUGAAUUGAAGCCCACCAUAUUGACUUUGACAGUCCAUAGCUGGUUUACGAGCCUUAAAAAUCUGAAGCAAUUAUCUCCCUUUCACAGCAGCUUCUUCUAAGGCAGGACGGCUGAAUUCUUAUGGAUGCAACAAAAAGAGAAUGAAAAAGAAAGACAUAAAUUAUUGUUAUGAUUAAAUCCAUAGAGAAAUUGGAUGCCAAGAUUUAAAUCAAAAUAUGGAGUGUCUAAGUCCUCGAUUGACAUUUUA
This is a messenger RNA of Coffea eugenioides, 931 nucleotides long. Its product is annotated as E3 ubiquitin-protein ligase ATL59-like. The record is from RefSeq and is a predicted model, not a curated record. NCBI's taxonomy places the organism in Eukaryota, Viridiplantae, Streptophyta, Magnoliopsida, Gentianales, Rubiaceae. The transcript is spliced from 3 exons. Bases 32 to 565 code for a protein of 177 amino acids.